Schistosoma guineensis is the source of this 273-nucleotide messenger RNA. NCBI's taxonomy places the organism in Eukaryota, Metazoa, Platyhelminthes, Trematoda, Strigeidida, Schistosomatidae. The record is from the annotation of a GenBank genome assembly.
AUGAAUCCCGAAUGUCGAAAACCCGUUUUAUUAUGGGGUGUUCUUGGCGGGUUUAUGACUGGGACUCUCGAUUUUCUGCGAACAAGUAACCUUCGUCGUGGUGUGCAUGUUGGUUUAGUGUCCAUAAUGUUUAUAUCUACAUGUGCUAACAUAACAUGCCAUCAUUUGAAGUUCAAGCGUAACCAAGAAAAUCGGAUGUCAUAUUUUGAUUUUAAAAAGCGGUUGGAUGAAGAACUAGCUCAAAAGCUUUCAUUAUCACAACAAAAAAUAUGA